Populus nigra (black poplar) is the source of this 1464-nucleotide messenger RNA. Its product is annotated as aluminum-activated malate transporter 8-like. Gene Ontology annotation, cellular component: plant-type vacuole membrane. The record is from RefSeq and is a predicted model, not a curated record. Bases 1 to 1464 code for a protein of 487 amino acids. Gene Ontology annotation, biological process: malate transport. NCBI's taxonomy places the organism in Eukaryota, Viridiplantae, Streptophyta, Magnoliopsida, Malpighiales, Salicaceae. The transcript has 6 exons.
AUGGAGAUUGAUCAGCCAACAAUUCAACAGAAAGCCGGGUAUUUUACACGUGCAUGGAGCUGGUUCAAGGCCAUGCCUGGUGAGGCCAAGGCCAAGGCUAUAAAAGUUGCAAAGAGUACCAAAAAACUUGGAGAAGAUGACCCAAGAAGAGUCAUUCACUCCCUAAAAGUGGGAUUAGCUCUCACAUUCGUGUCCUUCUUCUAUUAUUCUAGACCUCUAUAUGAUGGUUUUGGGGUGUCAGGGAUGUGGGCUGUGUUAACUGUGGCUGUAAUCUUUGAGUUUACAGUAGGUGGAACUUUGAGCAAGGGUUUGCAGAGAGGCUUGGCAACAUUACUUGCCGGUGCGCUAGGGUUCGGAGCAUCGAACUUGGCCAGUCUUUUUGGAAGAAAAGGACAGCCCAUUGUCCUUGGAAUCCUUGUCUUCGUAUUAGCGGCAGCGUCUACAUUCACACGGUUCUUCCCACGAAUCAAGGCAAGAUAUGACUAUGGAUUCGUGAUAUUUAUACUAACAUUCAGUUUAGUAACUGUUUCGGGGUAUCGAGUUGAAAAACUCUUAGUCCUGGCACAUCAAAGGUUGUCAACAGUACUCGUAGGUGGAGCGACCUGCAUACUUUUAUCGUUCAUUUUUCCAGUUUGGGCCGGUGAGGAUCUUCAUAAGUUGGUCGCUUCCAAUGUAGAAAAGCUUGCAAAAUACCUAGAAGGUUUUGAAGGUGAAUUUUUCCAGCCUUCAGAGGAUGGAAGAAAUGUUAAGGCCUCCAACACUGAUAAAUCAUUUCUUCAAGGAUAUAAAAAAGUCCUAAACUCAAAAUCCACUGAAGAAUCCAUGGCAAAUCUAGCAAGAUGGGAACCUAGACAUGGCCGUUUUGGUUUCCGGCAUCCAUGGAAACAAUACCUGAUCAUUGGAUCCCUCUCACGUCAAUGUGCUUACCAGAUUGAAGCUCUUGAUGCCUGCAUCAACUCUCAUAACCAAGUACCACUGAAAUUCCGACGCAAAAUCCAAGGACCGUGUACAAGGAUGAGUAUAGAAUGCAGCAUGGCGCUGAAAUCAUUGGCCUCAGCUAUCAAAACAAUGACUCUUCCAUCUUCAGCAAAUGUCCAUGUGGAGAACUCGAAAAAUGCCAUCAAGGAUCUCAAAAUUGCUAUUAAAACUGUCUCAUUGGACCAGGAUAAAGACCUUUUAGCAAUUGUACCAGCUGCAACAGUUGCUUCAAUAAUAAUUGAGAUUGUUAAAUGCGUGGAAAAUUUAUCUGAAUCAGUGCACGAGCUCUCUAAUCUAGCACACUUCAAGAGUGUGGAACCGACUGUGUCCCUAGAGAAACCGCAGUUGCAUCACCGGGGAAGCAUAAAACCUGUUUUAGAAGGUGAUGCUGAUUGUGUUGUUAUUGCAAUAGACGGGAAGUCUGCGGAUUCACCAGAAAGUGAGAAUACUCAAGGUCCAAUGCCUGGUCAGCGUCUGGAGGUGUAA